AUGGAGCCGGCCGGGCCCUGCGCUUUCUGCCCGGCCGCGGAGGCCCGGCCGGCGCGCUACACCUGCCCCCGCUGUAACGUGCCCUACUGCUCGCUGCGCUGCUACCGGGCGCACGGCCCCUGCGCCGAAGACUUCUACCGGGACCAGGUGCUGGGAGAGCUCCGCGGCCGCAGCGCCUCGCCCAGCCGCCUCGCCAGCGCCCUCCGCCGGCUGCGUCAGCAACGCGAGACCGAGGACGAGCCGCAGGACGCAGGCCUCAGGCCCGGCCCGGCGCCCGGCGGCCUCGCAGGCCUCUGGGAGCGGCUGGCCCCGGCCGAGAAGGCGGCCUUCGAGCAGCUGCUGAGCCGUGGCGAGGCCGGGCGGCUGCUGCCCCCCUGGCGGCCGUGGUGGUGGGGCGGCGGGGCCGGGCCACGACUUCUGGAGGAGCUGGACGAUGCCCCGGGCGGUGAGACCGCGGAGCCGGAGCCGGAGCCCGACCCCGACCCUGCGAAGGCGCCGCCGGAACCCGGGAAGGAAGCCGCUGCCCCGGAGCCCCCGGCCGCCGAGGAGGCGGUUCCUGGAGACGCCCCGGGGGCCUGCGCGCCCGCGGUGCCCGCCCGGAUCCCCGCGCUGGGCAGCCUGAGCCGCGGCAGGGUCUCGCCGCUCGUGCGCUUCCAGCUGCCCAACGUGCUGUUCGCCUACGCGCACACGCUGGCCCUGUACCACGGCGGCGACGACGCGCUGCUCCCCGACUUCUGUGCCACGCUGCUCGGCGUUUCGGGGGCCUUGGGCGCCCAGCAAGUCUUCGCCUCCGCCGAGGAGGCCCUGCUGGCCGCCGCUCACGUGCUGGAAGCGGGCGAGCACCCGCCCGGGCCCCUGGGCACGCGGGGUGCCAUGCGCGAGGCCGCCCGCAUCCUGCUGGGCGAGGGCCCUGCCCACCAGAAGGGCUACACGCUGGCGGCGCUGGGGCACCUGGUGCAGACCCUGGGCCGGGCCCGGAGACGGGCCGAGGCUGCCGGAGUGCGGGACCGCCUCUACCGGGCCCGAAAGAAGUGCCAAUUCCUGAUGGCCUGGGCCAACGAACAUGAGGGGGCCCUCCCGGCGCUGGCUCUGGACUGUGCCAGGGCCCACCGAGCGCACACGGUGGCGGCGGGAGAGGUGGCGGCCCUCACUGGGGAGCUGGAGCGGCUCUGGGGUGGCCCCCUACCACCUGCCCCCCGGACUCUCAUCGAGGAGCUCCCCGGCUGA
This is a messenger RNA of Pipistrellus nathusii (Nathusius's pipistrelle), 1227 nucleotides long. The record is from the annotation of a GenBank genome assembly. NCBI's taxonomy places the organism in Eukaryota, Metazoa, Chordata, Mammalia, Chiroptera, Vespertilionidae.